UCAUUAAAAGAAAACCAAACAAAUAAAAUAAACUUUAAAAAAAAAUUCUUGAUGCAUAAAAAAUGGGACUGCAAGAUGGAAAUUUGAGUUAAUAUUUUCCGUCUUGUUGGGAGCUGUAAAGCAAAAUGGAUUGUAAUUUACAACUUGCUGCCUGGUGACAAAAAUAGAUCGAACACUGUUACUGAUAAUAAAACAAUAAAACUGAAUGGCCUGGGAAAUCGGAACUUUACAAAUACUCAUGAAGUAUCAUUUUGCACAUCAAGGAACAAAAUGGAUGUACUGUGGGUAACUCUAACAAUAAUAUUGAUAUCAGGUGUUAAAGGUGUACUUAUUCAGACUAGUGAUGUUACACUCAAUGUGAACUCCUUUGACAUUAGAUGCAGCCCUGCCAAUAGUGAGAUGCUUCUAUACGUAGAUUCCUUCACCGUGCACAGGAAUGGAACUCGAGUCGCUCUGGUCACCUAUAACCGUACCUCGAAAGGUUCUAAUCUUAUUGUGCCUGACGUUACUGACAACAGAUUCAGGUACAACUUGACUGGCAAUGUCCACGACGACAACCCAGCCAAUAAAUUCCUGAGGGUAGUUGUCCCUGCUAACCUUACGAGGUGUAGGGACGAGGGUAAUUACACGUGUGUUCUGAAUGGGCGGACCUCUGAUGAUAGCGCCACCUACGUCGAUCAGGCUUCCAAAUAUGUCAACGUGAGAACAACUGCGACAGCUAUAGAUGAAAUCUAUACACCUCCAACAAAUGACAACAUGUUAGAUCCGUCUGGAGGAGGAAGAUUCCUCAUUGGAUCAACGUAUCGGUUCACAUGUACCGGGAUUGUCGGAAAUCCUCCAAUGAGUUUGCGCUGGUGCUAUAAACAGAGCGGAGAAGGCGGAUUUGCUCCGUUAGAAGCUUAUACAGCUGAUAUAUCAGAGUCAGAACCAGUAGUACACCAGGACUGUAACUACAAGAGACAGUCAUUCCUUAAUUACACCAUGACAACACUGGACGUGAACACCGUUCUCUUGUGUGAACCGGUGAGCAGCAUGUUUUUCUGUGGAUAUGGAGCCAUGAACAAAACAUUUGUGGUACGAGCCUUUCCGCGAAACAGUGGGACGCCCAACGAUGCUGCUCGCUGUCAAAUAUCAAGUAGUAUUUUUAUGAUAUUUAUUUUCAGUGUCAUAAAUAAUCUAUGAGUAUGUUGUAACUCUGUGCUAUGUUUAUAUUGUGACAGAACGGAGUGCAUGGGUUAUCUGCAAUAUCAUGAGUGUAAAUCACGUGCAUGUAUAUUUUUCUAAUUACUAAGUAAGUAUUAUACAAAAAUUUCUUAUGAAGUACCAUUACAACUAAAAUUAAUUCAACACGAAAGCCUUGUUCCGAAAAAAAAAUAACAACAUUCAGAAAUGUACUUGUUCUUUUGACUCAAUCCAUUCCUCAUUUCCUUUUCUCCAAUCCAAAUGGAAUUUUUACCCGCAGCUAGGCACAGUAUACACUUGAUUUGUACUUAUUCAUUACAGACACUCGUUUUUGUUGUAAAAUUUUAUUUAUAAAGUAUAUUAAAAACCAAGCUUUGAAUGCAAUCAUUACAUGAAACACGACAAUUACGAGUAUUGCAAGAAAGUUUGCUUUAAAAAACCCUGAGAGCUA
Molecule: messenger RNA, 1633 nt
Organism: Saccostrea cuccullata (small rock oyster)
Lineage: Eukaryota; Metazoa; Mollusca; Bivalvia; Ostreida; Ostreidae
Exons: 4
Coding region: 271-1182 (303 amino acids)
Source: RefSeq, a predicted model, not a curated record